AGAUCCAACGGCCAUAGUUGCGUUUAGAACCACAGAACAUGGCAGCGGGAACAAGAGCUGAAGUAAGAGAGAGAGAGAGAGAGAGAGAUGGGUUGGUGAAGGUUUUCAAGAAGAUGGAACGAAGUGGUGGGAUGGUAACAGGGUCGCAUGAAAGGAAUGAACUUGUUAGAGUUAGACAUGGUUCCGAUAGUGGGUCUAAACCCUUGAAGAAUUUAAAUGGUAAGAUUUGUCAAAUAUGUGGUGAUACCAUUGGAUUAACGGCUACUGGUGAUGUCUUUGUUGCUUGUCACGAGUGUGGCUUCCCACUUUGUCAUUCUUGUUACGAGUAUGAGCUGAAAAAUGUGAGCCAAUCUUGUCCCCAGUGCAAGACUAGAUUCACAAGUCAGCAAGAGGGCGCUGGAGUGGAAGGUGAUGAUGAUGAUGAAGAAGAUGCUGAUGAUCUAGAUAAUGAGAUCAACUAUGGCCAAGAAAACAAUUCCAAGGCAGGGAUGCAAUGGGAAGAAGAUGCUGACUUCUCUUCAUCUUCUGGACAUGAUUCUCAAAUACCAAAUCCCCAUCUACCAAACGGGCAACCGAUGUCUGGUGAUAUUCCAUGUGCUACUUCUGAGGCUCAAUCUAUGCAAACUACAUCAGGUCCUAUGGCUACAACAAAGCAACCGGGUCCUGAAAGUGACGAAGAGAUAAGGAGAGUGCCGGAGAUUGGAGGUGAAAGUGCUGGAACUGCAGCUUCUCGGCCGGAUGGUGGUUCAAAUGCCGGUGCAGAACGUGCUCAGGGGACCGGAGAGGGUCAGAAGAAGAGAGGGAGAAGUCCAGCUGAUAAAGAAAGCAAGCGGCUUAAGAGGCUAUUGAGGAACAGAGUUUCGGCUCAACAAGCAAGGGAGAGGAAGAAGGCUUACUUGAUUGAUUUGGAAACAAGAGUCAAAGACUUGGAGAAGAAGAAUUCAGAGCUCAAGGAAAGACUUUCUACUUUGCAGAAUGAGAACCAAAUGCUUAGACAAAUAUUGAAGAAUACAACAGCAAGCAGAAGAGGGAGCAAUAGUGGUACCAAUAAUGCUGAAUGAACAUAAUGGCAAACGAUGACAGAAAAUUUAUAGCUGGAGUAGAUUUAGAGAGAGUAUAUUAGCAAGAAAAAGAGUAUAUUAGCAAGAAAGAGCAAAAAGAAGUAAUUAAACAUUAGUUUUGAUGAUUCUUUUCUAGGUGUGCUUUUGGAAUACAGUGAAGUAAAGGAUGAUCCUCAAGACAUGUUUUAUCCUAAAAUAUUGUAAUCUGAUGUUCCACUGUUUAUGAGUAAUGUAAUUAUCAUACAAAAAAUUUUAGUC
Messenger RNA from Vigna unguiculata (cowpea), 1319 nucleotides. Its product is annotated as cellulose synthase A catalytic subunit 1 [UDP-forming]-like. Gene Ontology annotation, cellular component: nucleus. The record is from RefSeq and is a predicted model, not a curated record. Gene Ontology annotation, biological process: response to far red light; response to red light; red or far-red light signaling pathway. Lineage: Eukaryota; Viridiplantae; Streptophyta; Magnoliopsida; Fabales; Fabaceae. Gene Ontology annotation, molecular function: DNA-binding transcription factor activity, RNA polymerase II-specific.